UCAAUUUUCAGUUCACAGUCACACACCAUUUAUGACUGAGAUAAGACCACCACUCCAACUCACACCCAUCUGUUUCUGCUCCAAGUCUGUGUCUUCCAAAGCAACAUUUUUUUUUAAAUAAUAUAAUAAUGCAAACACACAGUACCCAUCUCCUCUUCUCUUCUGUUUUAGUCUUUAUAUAAUGCCCCCCCACCGAGCAACAUCCUAGCUGCCUCUAGUAGCUUUCUCUUUUUACACUGUUUCUCCUUCUGGGUUCUUUGCUUCGCUAUCUGCUUUGGAACAUUGCCUCAUCUCACAAGGGAAAUAAUGGCAUUGCCUGUACUUCUGUUUCUGCUGUGUUUUUUCAUAAUAGCAGAGUCCAACCUCUUCCUUUUUGAUCGAAUUGUUCAGUUACCAGGUCAACCUCAAGUCGGGUUCCAGCAGUAUUCGGGUUAUGUGACCGUUGAUGAGAAAAACCAGAAAGCUCUGUUUUACUACUUUGCUGAAGCAGAAACAGAUCCUGCUUCUAAGCCUCUUGUUCUCUGGCUAAAUGGAGGGCCAGGUUGCUCUUCAUUGGGAGUUGGAGCGUUCUCUGAAAAUGGGCCAUUCAGGCCAAGUGGGGAGGUUCUUAUCAAGAACCAGUACAGCUGGAAUACAGAAGCAAAUAUGUUGUACUUGGAGUCACCAAUUGGAGUUGGGUUCUCUUAUUCCACUGAUACCUCCUCUUAUGAGGCUGUUAAUGACAAGACCACAGCUUGGGACAAUCUGCUGUUUUUGCAAAAAUGGUUUGUCAAAUUUCCACAGUACACAAAUAGAAGCUUGUUCAUCACUGGAGAAAGCUAUGCUGGUCAUUACGCUCCUCAACUAGCUGAACUCAUGCUUGAAUUCAACAAGAAGCAGAAUUUGUUCAAUUUGAAAGGAAUUGCUAUAGGAAAUCCAGUUCUGGAGUUUGCCACGGACUUCAAUUCGAGGGCUGAGUUCUUCUGGUCUCAUGGAUUGAUAUCAGACACAACCUAUAAAAUGUUCACUUCAGUUUGUAACUACUCACGCUAUGUGAGUGAAUACUACAGAGGUUCAGUUUCUCCUAUUUGCUCAAGGGUGAUGGGUCAAGUGAGUAGAGAAACAAGUAGAUUUGUGGACAAGUAUGAUGUUACUCUUGAUGUCUGUAUAUCAUCACUGCUCUCACAGUCCAAGGCCCUUAGUCCCCAGCAAGUCGCUGACAAUAUAGAUGUAUGUGUAGAAGAUGAAACAGUUAAUUAUCUCAACAGGCUGGACGUGCAGAUGACUCUCCACGCACUCCUUGUAGGUGUCCAACGAUGGACUGUUUGCAGCAACGUCCUAGGUUAUGAGCUGCUGGAUUUGGAGAUACCAACGAUUCCUAUUGUGGGCAGGCUGAUCAAAGCAGGAAUCCCAGUCUUGGUAUACAGUGGAGAUCAAGAUUCUGUCAUCCCAUUGACUGGAAGUCGAACCUUAAUUCAUCAACUGGCCGAGGAAUUGGGACUGAAAACCUCCGUGCCUUACAGAGUUUGGUUUGAGGGGCAGCAGGUUGGUGGAUGGACUCAAGUAUACGGCAAUAUCCUGUCCUUUGCCACUAUCAGAGGAGCAUCCCAUGAAGCUCCAUUUUCUCAGCCUGAGAGAUCUUUAGUGCUGUUCAAGGCAUUUUUGGAAGGGCGGCCUCUACCAGAAGCGUUUUGAUCUGAUCAAAUGAUCCAGUUCUUGGAUGGAAUUACUAAUUCAAUUGUAAGUAAAGUUGGAUUGCUACUGCAAAAAGGCACUUGUUUGUUUGUUUUGUUACUUGGAUUUGUCCAUGCUAUGAAAUGUAAAAAAAAUUUGUAAAGAUUUUGAGUAAAGGAAAAAAUGUAUUUUAUUGCGAA
Messenger RNA from Hevea brasiliensis (rubber tree), 1853 nucleotides. Its product is annotated as serine carboxypeptidase-like 45. Gene Ontology annotation, biological process: proteolysis. Gene Ontology annotation, molecular function: serine-type carboxypeptidase activity. Gene Ontology annotation, cellular component: vacuole. The transcript has 10 exons. The record is from RefSeq and is a predicted model, not a curated record. Bases 307 to 1674 code for a protein of 455 amino acids. NCBI's taxonomy places the organism in Eukaryota, Viridiplantae, Streptophyta, Magnoliopsida, Malpighiales, Euphorbiaceae.